AUGCUGGGACUCCUGGGGCAAAUAGCAGCUGACAACCUGGCCCGUCGCACUCAAAAGGCCACUGAGGAAGCCGUUGAUGCUGUGGGGGAAGCGGUGAAGGACAUGGUGGAGCACACCACUGAGGAUGGAGAGCAAGCCUUUGCUGAAGCCUUAAAGAAUGCCCAAGAGUCAGGAGAGAAAGUGGUGAAGGAAGUCACUGAGAGUGUGACCAACAUUGUCACAGAUGCUGUCACCACACAAUAG
Molecule: messenger RNA, 243 nt
Organism: Marmota flaviventris (yellow-bellied marmot)
Lineage: Eukaryota; Metazoa; Chordata; Mammalia; Rodentia; Sciuridae
Source: RefSeq, a predicted model, not a curated record